This is a messenger RNA of Papaver somniferum (opium poppy), 2437 nucleotides long. Its product is annotated as pentatricopeptide repeat-containing protein At3g59040-like. Lineage: Eukaryota; Viridiplantae; Streptophyta; Magnoliopsida; Ranunculales; Papaveraceae. The transcript has 7 exons. Gene Ontology annotation, molecular function: protein binding. The record is from RefSeq and is a predicted model, not a curated record. Bases 556 to 2244 code for a protein of 562 amino acids.
UAAGCCAAAUUGGAUUUCAAAUUUUGCCAUUUGGAUUAUUUAGGAAGAAAAGAUUAAAAAAAAAUUGGGUAAAAAUUGUGGUGUAAAUUCUAUGUUUGAAUUCACAUUUUUAUUGCGAUAGAGAAUGAGCCGUUGGAGGUUGAAUACCCUCCGAUGUAGUCUCUACCGUCCGAUUGGGACUCGAUCUCUUAUCUGUUUUGCCGUAGUAGCGCGGUCAUCCGACCAUCUAAUACUCACCCCAAAAUUGCCCCCUUGUGCCCUAGCCCCUAGGCACUCAUGGCACGCACCUUACCAGUUUGCUACGUUUGAGAGGGUAAUGUGUAGAGUGUGAACCAUUUUUUUUCUUUUUUUUUAUGGUAUGGAUUUUCUCAGUUACCGAAAGUACUUUGUGUUUCAAUGAACGGAUAGGCAGAUACUGUCCAUUUAACAAGAGGUUUUGGGUUUUGGAGCUUCUGCUCUGUUGAAGCUGAUAAGGCAUCGACUUGAGAAGAAAUUGGGGAGAAAAACAGCUCUGUCUCUGCCUUAUCAGCUGAGAAAUUUUGCUUCGUCUCAAAAAUGGAAGCAAUUCAAUCACUUUCUUUCCUCUCCUUCUCGUCUAAUUUGAGCGAAGCAAAGAUCUUCCAAAGUUCAUAUGUUCCCACGGUAAAAAUCCAUCGAAGAGGAGAGGUUGUUUGUCUUGGUAUGUUAGCACCAAGAAAGUUUAUGCAAAGGAGAAAAAAAGUAGAAGUUUUCAAAGAUGCAGCUGAUGAAGUAGAUCAGAAGAAUUGGAGGAAAUUGAUGACAGAAAUUGAAGAGGAGGGUUCUGCAGUUGCGAUCCUUAGAACCCAAAGGAUGAAAAACCAAGGUCUUCCAAAGGACCUUGUACUGGGCUCCUUAGUGAGAUUUAAGCAGAUUAAGAAAUGGAACCUAGUCAGCGAGAUUCUUGAGUGGCUCAGGACUCAACACUGGUGGAACUUCAAUGAGAUGGAUUUUUUGAUGCUUGUUACGGCUUAUGGAAAGCUAGGUGAUUUCAACAGGGCGGAGAGGGUAUUAAGCUACAUGAACAAGAAUGGAUACCCUCCAAAUGUGAUAUCCCAAACAGCUCUGAUGGAAGCAUAUGGAAAAGGAGGCCAAUACAAUAAGGCUGAAGCUGUAUUUCGAAGGAUGCAGACUUCAGGCCCUGAACCGUCAGCUGUAACUUAUCAGAUAAUACUAAAGAUAUUUGUUGGGGGGGACAAGUUCAAGGAAGCUGAAUCAAUCUUCGAGACCCUGUUAAACGAUGAGGUAUCACCUUUAAAGCCAGAUCAGAAAAUGUUCCAUAUGAUGAUUUACAUGUAUAAGAAAGCUGGAAAUUAUGAAAAAGCUCGCCAGUUAUUUGCAAAGAUGGCUGAAAAAGGGGUCCCCCAAUCUACGAUUACUUAUAACAGCCUGAUGUCCUUCGAGACCAAUUAUAAGGAGGCUUCAAAAAUUUAUGAUCAGAUGCAACGAGCUGGUCUUAAACCUGAUGUUGUGAGCUAUACGUUGCUGAUUAGUGCUUACGGCAAGGCCAGAAGGGAUGAAGAAGCGUUGGCCGUUUUUGAAGAGAUGCUUGAUGCUGGUGUAAGGCCAACCCGCAAAGCUUACAAUAUUUUGCUUGAUGCUUUUGCCCUUUCGGGAAUGGUAGAAGAAGCCCGGACUGUGUUCAAGAGCAUGAGGAGAGACAGGUGCACUCCUGAUCUCUGUUCUUAUGCAACAAUGUUAUCUGCAUAUGUGAAUGCGUCUGACAUGGAAGGUGCUGAGAACUUCUUUAAGAGACUGCGACAAGAUGGCUUUACACCAAAUGUUGUGACUUAUGGAACUUUAAUAAAAGGAUAUGCAAGGAUUAGUAAUCUAGACAAUAUGAUGGAAAAAUACGAAGAGAUGCGAUUACACAACAUAAAACCUAACCAGACAAUCUUCACAAUUAUAAUGGAUGCUCAUGGCAAGAACAUGGAUUUCGGAAGUGCUGUAUAUUGGUUUAACGAAAUGGGAUCUUCUGGGUUCCCGCCGGAUCAGAAAGCGAAAAACAUCCUCAUGUCUUUGGCAAAAACGACGGACGAACAGAGGGAAGCAAACGAGCUUACAGGCCUUGCCGACCAUGACUUCGAUAAACAAACUCUUAGUGGAUCCUCCAAUUACGUAGACCGUGACGUUGAAGAUGACGACGAUGAAGAUGAAGAUGAGGAUGAGGAUGACGAGGAUGUGGAUGAGACUAAGACUGAUGAGACUGAGGUAGUGAUGUCUUAGCUUCUUGUUCCCAUAACAAACCGACUUGAUCGCCAUUAUGGUAAUACUGCACAAAUUCUGUAACUGUAAAAUAAUGCAAAUUUGGAUGUUGUAUGAUUUGCAAGUUUUGUAUUAUAGGAAAGAGUAUGUAGAACAGCUUCAUGUAAUUCGUUAAUUUUUAAAUUUAUAGGCUACCAUUGAUAUUGUUCCAAAA